This is a messenger RNA of Aspergillus candidus, 918 nucleotides long. Its product is annotated as enoyl-CoA hydratase/isomerase family protein. The coding region runs from base 1 to 918 and encodes 305 amino acids. The record is from RefSeq and is a predicted model, not a curated record. The transcript is spliced from 4 exons. NCBI's taxonomy places the organism in Eukaryota, Fungi, Ascomycota, Eurotiomycetes, Eurotiales, Aspergillaceae.
AUGCCAGAUACUACAAUCUCAGUUCCACCCUCCUACGAAACCCUCCCAACAACCCACAUCAACCUCUCCCACCACCCACCCGGCACGCCCACCACAACCCCCAUCGUGAUCGUGACGCUGAACCGGCCCGAAAAGCGCAAUGCCUUUACCCCAGCCAUGGGCGAAGACCUGCACCGUGUCUUCACUUUGUUCGAUGUCGACCACCGGGUUAAGGCUAUCGUUUUGACUGGUGCUGGGGAUACGUUUUGCGUUGGGGCGGAUUUGGAGAUUGGGCGGGGGGAGGAGACGGGGAGGAGAGUUAGCGAACAUGACGUCGCCCUAGCCAUCCACCACUGUCGCAAGCCGACCAUCGCUGCCAUUCAGGGCUCCGCCGUAGGCAUAGGCCUGACACUGACACUUCCUGCAACAAUAAGAAUCGCCCACCAAACAAGCAAAUAUGGCCUCGUCUUCGCCCGCCGCGGCGUCACCAUGGAAUCCGGCUCCUCAUACUUCCUCCCCCGACUGAUCGGCUACUCCCGCGCGAUGUACCUCGUCUCUACCGGUGGUGUCUUCCCCGGCACGGCGUCGCACUUUGAUGGUCUUUUUGCUGAGACUCUGGCGGAGCAGGAGGCGGUGCUGCCGCGCGCGCUGGAGCUGGCGGCUGAUAUGGUGGAACAUGUGAGUGUGUUGGCGAGUGCGGUCAACCGUGCCUUGAUGUGGAGGGGUCCGAGGACGGUGGAGGAGAGUUAUGCGUUGGAGGGAGAGGUGUUUGGGGGGUUUAUUGGGUCUAGUGAUCAUAUUGAAGGCGUCAAUGCGCUUCUCGAGAAACGCAAGCCGAACUUCAAUAGUACCGUUGACGAUGCCCCUGCUGUGUAUCAGUAUUGGUCUGAUGCCAACGUCGACAAUGUCAAGAUUGCCAAGAAGUUUUCGAAGCUGUGA